ACUGUUUACAACGUAAAAAAAACCACAACACAAUUUAUUAAUCACUUUUAAUUUCUAUAUAAAAUUCUAAACGUUUGCAAGGCGUGGCAUGAAUAAAAAACUUUAAAUAUUUAAUUGUAACAAUAAAAUGAACAAAAGUUGAAUAAUUAAAUAGAGAAAAUAAUCUAAAAUCUAUAACAAUGGCAAAUGAAAAUAAACAAGAGUACCAUAGAGCAUCAAAUGCUGUAGUUUAUGGUGGUUUAAUCAUGUUUAUCGGUGGAAUUUUUCUCUGGAUAUCUUUCAUGAGUCCAUACUGGCUUGAAUCAUAUGAUGGAACUUUUAGAGAAUUCAAAAGUAUGGGAAUAUGGCAAUAUUGUUUUGAAGAUUUUCGAUAUCCAUAUUAUCAAUUUGACAAGCUAUUCAAUGGAUGUCAUGCAAUCUAUUCAACAGAAUAUCAUGUUAUACGAGAAUGGCUAUUACCAGCUUGGCUAUUGAUCAUUCAAAUAUUUUGUACACUUGCAUUUUUAUUAUCAUUUUUUGCACAAGGUGUUAUUGCUUUGACUUUGGUUCGCAUUCCAUUAAGAUUAGUAUUGCGAUAUGAAUGGAUGAUGUCAUCAGUUGCCUCUGUAUGUUCUGCAACAUCAGCUGCAUUGCUGUUUUUCUCUGUUUUAAUAUUUCCAACACAAUGCUGGCGUCGAGAUUGGCUUAUGUAUCCAAAAAUGAAUCAUUUAUCAUGGUCAUGGUACUUUGCAAUUGUUGCAUUAAUUUUACAUGCUGUUGCUGCACUCAUGCUGUACCUUGAUGCAUGUCAAGGAUACAAAAUGCGAAAAGAAUCAAGAAAUCUCGUUGUACAAAUGCAACCAAAUCCAAGAAGUAAUCAAAGUUCUCUUCAUCGAAUGGGUUACAUAUAAAUUUUAAUCAAGUAUUUUCAGCAAGUAUAAUUACUUGAAAUCCGUCCAUAAAUUUACAUAUAAUUUUAAUCUAAGUAUUCAACAAGUAUAACUACUUGAAAUUCGUCCAGAAAAUUUUUUAUUAUCUUGAAAAAAAUAUACAAAUAUUUUAUUAAUCGACAAUUUUUUAUAUCAAUUGAUUAAACUAAUAAUAAAUAAA
This is a messenger RNA of Aphidius gifuensis, 1089 nucleotides long. RefSeq lists its product as uncharacterized. Gene Ontology annotation, cellular component: septate junction; membrane. The record is from RefSeq and is a predicted model, not a curated record. Gene Ontology annotation, biological process: regulation of tube size, open tracheal system; septate junction assembly. NCBI's taxonomy places the organism in Eukaryota, Metazoa, Arthropoda, Insecta, Hymenoptera, Braconidae. The transcript has 4 exons. Bases 180 to 890 code for a protein of 236 amino acids.